GAAGCAUCUCUUUCCACAUACAAAAAAAAACAGUAUGGAACAACAUUUCACGAUGCACAGUGACUUUUUGUCGGUGUGUUUGUAAGUGUGCUAGACUUUAAAAUAUUGCUAUUGAACUUGUAAUUGGCAGCGCACGUGUGUUAUUCAUUGUUGGAAUGCGACUGGUUUUUUUUUGCACGUUUUUCCUUCCUACGUGCAGCGUUGUAAACGAUCUGUUUAUAUUGAAGGUAACAGUAAAACGCCUCUUACAUCUGGAUGAUGUCUUAUCCACCACAAUAUUAUGGAAUGCCAAAUGGUUUCCCACACACUUCCAAUGGCCAAAAUCAGCAGCAUCAGUUUCCACAACAGCAGCAGCAGCAGCAAAGCCAAGAUCAGCAACAUUAUACGAGUCGACCUGGAGACGCAGCUAAUCCACCCAAGGGGGGACCGAUGCUGCCCAACGGACCUCCACCGGGAGCGAUAGUAAAUAGUCAACCAAUCGUAGCCCAACCAAUGAAUGUUGUUUCGGGGUCGCAACCACCCAAAGCACAUCCACCCAUGCCGUCGCAGGAAGCCAUGCCGUCGCAGAUACAGCAAAACAGCAAUUGGAUGCAAAAUUGGGCAGCUACCAAUGGGAACAGUACCACCUCGUCACGUACAUCUUCCCCAGCUUUGUUGGGAAGCAAUGGUAUGCCACCGACGGCCGGUACUACCAAGGCAGCUUCCCACCCGUCCGAGACAGUACGGGGUUACAGUAACAACAACAACAACAACAAUCUUCCGCCGAUGGCAUCUAGUCAAAGUCAAGCACCACCGGUCGUGUCACAGCAAAGUGGAUCGGCCACUGCUGGUUAUAACGUUAGUCCGAACAAUAAUUGGUCCAGCGGGAACAAGCUGAAUGCGGGUGGUGUUAAUCUCGUUAAUACACCACCAAAAAGUGCAUCGGGUAUGUCGACGCCCCUGAACGCGUCUACGCCCACCCUUACCGGUCCGACCGUACUGAGCGGACAGCAGCAAGCUAUGCAAAAGUUAACGAACAGCGUACAGGAUCUGAGCAUUCAGCGGCCAUCAGGUAUCGGUGGUGUGCCGCAACCCACUGGCACUGUAACGCAUCAACAGAACUUCCAGCAAACACCGAUGACUAAUGGCAACGGUGUGCAGACAGGGGCAAAUGUUGCGUCGAAUGUUUCCUCGCAAAUGGGAAUGAAUCAUCGGCCAUAUGGUCAUUUACCGUCUGCUUUGAAUCAACAAUAUCAAACACCUCAACAGCAACAAGCGCAACCGCUUCAUCAACCGCAGCAACAACAGCAACAUACUGUUCCAUCUUCGAUGUCCCAAGGUCCACCACCAUCGAUGACGAAUGGACCAGGCAAUAAUGCAUUUCAAACUGUUGGCGCCGGUUUAGUAACAUCACAACAACCGCAACAACAACUACAAACUGCUCCUUCCCAAGGACCACCACCCUCAAAAGGACCGACCAGCAUCAAUCAAACGAUUAACGCUGGUUUGGUAACAUCACAACAACAUCCAGCCGCAACAGUAAAUGCUCCACCAACAACAGCAGCACCGUUGCUAGGAAACGUACCCAACGCAGGACAACCGCUUAUGAAAAGGCCAAUGUAUCCGCCGGCAUCAAAUUUGCCACCAUUAGGAGCGACCGUUGGUCAAGGUCAGCCUCAGAAUGCUUACGGUGGUAUGCCGCAACAACCCGGUGUUCCGAUGCAGUCACAUCCCCAACAACAACAACAGCAACAGUAUCAGCAACAGCAACAACAGCAACAACAACAGCAACAGUAUCAGCAACAACAGCAACAACAACUGCAUCAGCUUCAGCAGCAACAAAUGCAUCAACAGCAUCGUCAACCGUACGAGCAGAAUAAAUAUCCGGCCGGUAACGAUGGCGGUGGCGGUGGCUACUAUCAGCGUAACGUUGUGCGCAGCGGGUUUGAUAGAUUGUGGGGUACGAAUACGAUAGAUCUGCUGCAAAAUCGAAACGUUUUACCCACCGAUCGUGUUACACCACCACCAAUACAUCUGGUCAAUCCACUCCAUGGUUCGGUCAAUUGUAAUCCGGAUAUAUUCCGUUGCACGCUGAACAAAAUACCGGAAUCGUUAUCGUUGCUGAAUAAAUCACGUCUGCCGUUAGGAUUGUUAAUUCAUCCGUUCCGAGACUUAAAUGUAAGAAAUUGUACAGAAGAGAACUUGCCGGUCAUAUCGUGUAAUGCAAUUGUGCGCUGCAAAACUUGCCGAACGUACAUCAAUCCGUUCGUGUUUUUUACGGAUAGUAAAAAGUGGCAAUGCAAUCUUUGCUAUCGCACUAACGAACUACCGGAAGAGUUCCAGUACGAUCCGGUUACGAAAACCUUCGGUGAUCCAACCAGAAGGCCUGAGAUCAAAUCCAGCACGAUCGAAUUUAUUGCUCCAGCAGAAUAUAUGUUGCGUCCACCACAACCGGCAAUCUAUCUGUUCCUGUUGGACGUAUCGUCGCUAGCUCAACAGUCGGGCUAUCUGUAUACGGUUUGCAACACCCUGAUGGAACAUUUGGAAAAUCUUCCCGGUGAUGCCCGUACACAGGUCGGUUUCAUUGCGUACAACAGUGCGAUCCAUUUCUACAACAUUUCCGAACAAUACAAUCAACCGCAUGAGGUGACGGUUUUGGACGUUGAAGACGUUUUUCUUCCGUAUCCGGACAAUCUGCUAGUGAAUUUGAAGGAGUGUAAAGAAAUGAUCAUGCAGCUGUUAAAGCAGUUGCCGAAGCGGUUCGAACACACGCAUGACACGCACAGUGCACUGGGGGCGGCUUUGCAAGUUGCAUAUAAGCUUAUGAGUGCCUCCGGUGGACGUGUUACGGUGUUUCAAACGUGCUUACCAAACUAUGGUCCAGGAGCUUUGCAAUCAAGAGAAAAUCCAAACAAUCGCUCGUCGAAAGAGGUGGCCCAUUUAGGACCGGCUACCGAUUUCUACAAACGUCUUGCAUUGGAGUGCUCUGGUCAGCAGAUUGCUGUGGAUUUAUUUUUACUAAAUAGUCAAUACUGUGAUUUAGCCACUAUUUCUGGCAUUAGUAAAUUUAGUGGUGGAUGCAUGCAUCAUAUACCGCUGUACAGUGAAUCCAAACCGCAGCUAGUGAAAACGCUACGCAAAUCUUUGGAGCGUUACCUGACGCGCAAGAUCGGGUUUGAGGCAGUUAUGCGUGUACGGUGCACGCGCGGUUUGACAAUACACACAUUCCACGGUAAUUUCUUCGUCCGCUCGACGGAUUUGUUGUCCUUGCCAAAUGUUAAUCCUGACGCCGGCUUUGGAAUGCAGAUAACGUACGAAGAAAGUUUGACCAAAGUUAAGACGGUUUGCUUCCAAGCGGCACUGCUCUAUACGAGCAGCAAAGCCGAACGGCGCAUCCGUGUCCACACACUUUGCAUACCGGUUACGGAAAGCUUGUCCGAGGUGAUGUACUCAGCCGACCCGCAGUGCAUAGUGGGUCUACUCUCGAAGAUGGCCGUCGACCGUUCGGUUACCUCAAGCCUGUCAGAUGCCAGAGAUGCCUUUGUUAAUGCAACCGUCGAUAUAAUUAGCGCGUUUAGGCUAGUGCAAAAUCUGGCACAAACUUCAAGCAAAUUAGUCGUUCCAGAAAAUCUGAAACUGUUGCCUUUGUACAUUUUGGCUAUGUUAAAGCAUCCCGCUUUCCGUACCGGUACCAGCACCCGAUUAGACGAUCGUGUAUUUGCUAUGAGUGAAAUGAAAUCGCUUCCGUUGGAUCAGCUUAUACGUUACAUCUAUCCGGAUUUCUAUCUAUUAGAUUGUUUGUUCGUGUCCGGCAGCAACGGAUACGUUGACGAUGGGCAUAAACUGGAACCCAUCCGGUUGCAGCUAUCAGCGGAAAAGCUAGAUUCGCGAUCAAUGUUUUUGCUCGAUUGUGGUCCGUUCAUGUAUAUUUAUAUUGGUUCUAAUGUGGCAUCUAGCAUCAUACAGGAUAUUUUAGGAUACAAUUCAGUUGCCGAAAUACCGGAUUUCUGCAUUGAGCUACCCAGCCGUAAGACGAAAGCAAGCGAAGCUCUAUUAACUUUCUUGGAAAGCAUUGAUGACGAAAAACCGUACGCCUCUUAUGUGCAAGUUAUUCGUGAUACUAGCCAAUUCCGAUCGGUGAUGAUUGAAAAGUUCGUAGAUGAUCGCAAUCCAAAUUCACUGUCGUACUAUGAGUUUUUGCAACAUUUAGGUGCACAGGUAAAGUAAAAAAAUAAAAAGAAAACCCUUGGUUUUCGAAUGAAAAUAAGGGGAAAGCGGAGCUGUUAAAAUACCCUGGGAAAAUGUUGAAAGAUAAAGCUAAUUUGCUGAACAAAACAGUCACCCACUAGUACGUGUAUGUAUUAUAGCAUACUAAUGCUGAAAGUACUCCAAACGCAUCGUGAUGUAAAACGGCAACAAAAUGUUUGUUUACCCACUAACACAGUUCUUUGUUCUAUCGUUAUAACGGGGUUGCGAACGAUUUUUAAAACACAG
Anopheles funestus (African malaria mosquito) is the source of this 4473-nucleotide messenger RNA. RefSeq names its product protein transport protein Sec24A (gene Sec24AB). The coding region runs from base 256 to 4206 and encodes 1316 amino acids. The transcript has 15 exons. Gene Ontology annotation, biological process: endoplasmic reticulum to Golgi vesicle-mediated transport; COPII-coated vesicle cargo loading; intracellular protein transport. Gene Ontology annotation, cellular component: COPII vesicle coat; endoplasmic reticulum exit site. Gene Ontology annotation, molecular function: zinc ion binding; SNARE binding. The record is from RefSeq and is a predicted model, not a curated record. Lineage: Eukaryota; Metazoa; Arthropoda; Insecta; Diptera; Culicidae.